CCUGUGUGGGCCCGUUUCGGCCGCUCCACUGGCCUGGUCUCCCUCGGUACCAGAUUGUGCGCUCAGUCCAGCACUAUGGGGAAGCGGGACAAUCGGGUGGCCUAUAUGAACCCAAUAGCAAUGGCCAGAUCAAGGGGUCCAAUCCAGUCUUCAGGGCCAACGAUCCAAGAUUAUCUGAAUCGACCAAGGCCUACCUGGGAAGAAGUGAAAGAACAACUAGAAAAGAAAAAGAAAGGCUCCAAGGCAUUGGCUGAAUUUGAAGAAAAAAUGAAUGAGAACUGGAAGAAAGAACUAGAAAGACACCGAGAGAAAUUAUUAAAUGGAAGUGAGAGCUCAUCCAAAAAAAGACAGAGAAAGAAAAAAGAAAAGAAGAAAUCUGGUAGGUAUUCAUCUUCUUCUUCAUCAAGCUCUGAUUCUUCCAGCAGUUCUUCAGAUUCUGAAGAUGAGGAUAAGAAACAAGGAAAAAGGAAAAAGAAAAAGAAGAACCGUUCCCAUAAAUCUUCUGAAAGCUCCAUGUCACACACUGAAUCAGACAGUAAGGAUAGCUUUAAAAAGAAAAAGAAGUCAAAGGAUGCAACUGAGAGAGAAAAGGACAUUAAAGGACUCGGCAAAAAGAGAAAGAUGUAUCCUGAAGAUAAACAUAUAUCGUCUGAGUCAUCAGAAUCAGAUUAUAUUGAGGAGAUAAAGGAAAUAUUGAAAGGAAGCAGUGAGGAAAAAACAAGAAAGAAAAAGAAGCAUAAGAAACACAGUAAGAAAAAGAAAAAGAAGACUGCUAGUUCAAGUCCUAGCUCAUCGUAACAUUAAGAAAAAUCAGGAUUCUCUUAUAAAGAAAGUGCAAUGUCUGAGGAGAUUUCAACUGUGAAAAUUAUGGCAUAUUUACUAAAAUGCAUGAAUUUUCUUGUUUUUAGAAUUAUUCCUGGACUAUUCAGUAGCCAUUCAGAUGCCGCUGUGUGAAAGGGCCAUAAUAGUUGCCUGCUGCUUGAAUAUCUGUCUUUUUCUCUUCCAUUGCUUAAUAACUCUGGGAGAUAAUACACUGCAGUCGUACUAGUGGUUCAUAUUUGGGAAUAAAGUUAAUAUUUUUGACUAGAAGUAAUGUAAUGAUAAAUCGUCAGAUAUUGAAUCUGGAUAUAUCAUUAAGAUAUCAUCAGAUAUGACUAGAUGACUAGUUAACAUUUUUGAAGUAGGGAUUACAUUGAUAUUUGAAAAUCCUUACUCUGUAGAUAAGUGUAUUUUAAUGUUUUUUCCCUUGUAUACUUACCUGGGGAAGGAGCUUUUAGGGUUGGGGGGCUGGUUUGCUAUUUCUUUAGCUAGCAGAAUAGCGUGCCUUUUAUCCUCACACAUCCUGUUUUUGCAGACACAGUAGCCAUGCUUCACAGGGAGGUAAGAGCUGGGUACAGCAGUCUUGCCUUUUAUUGAGCUUAGUGACAUCCUUGGACCCUGUCGGAUGCUGCCUUGAGUAAACCAGAGGUAUAGCCUCUGCAGCAGGAGAAAGCCCCAGAAGCUCUGGGAUUUACCUCCACUUCAAUAAUACUGAAUGAUUUUUAGCAUUAGAAUGUGUUAAAACAUUUGAAUUAAUUUUGACUACACUUUGGCUUUGGAGAGGAGUCAUUUCAAAUAGACACUGGUACUUUUUUGAACUUGAUAGCUGAAGAUUCUUAAAAUGCAUGUUUUAUACUGUUAAGUUGUAACCAGUCAAGAAAAUUUUAUGUAACCAGUAAUA
Rhinolophus ferrumequinum (greater horseshoe bat) is the source of this 1720-nucleotide messenger RNA. Its product is annotated as protein FAM133B-like. The transcript is spliced from 2 exons. The record is from RefSeq and is a predicted model, not a curated record. NCBI's taxonomy places the organism in Eukaryota, Metazoa, Chordata, Mammalia, Chiroptera, Rhinolophidae. Bases 76 to 798 code for a protein of 240 amino acids.